AUAAACAGCAAAAACAAGAGCUGGUGUGUGCACAAACACACAAGCCUUCUCCAAUGGCCAUCCAAUCCACUUCCACUCCUCUAUAUGAGAAAAUAAGCCUGAAAAGCAAUGCGAAGAGGGCGGUCGAGAUCUUCAUCUUGUUCCUUCUUGUCUCCCUUCUCGCAUAUCGGCUUGUGCACCUUAAGGACCAUGGACUCGAGUGGCAGGUCGCGCUCGUGUGCGAGUCGUGGUUCACGUUCGUGUGGGUUCUCGUGGUCAGCUCCAAAUGGAGCCCCGUGGACUACCAAACUUACCCUCAACGUGUCUUGCAAAGGGUAACUGAGCUUCCUCCGGUGGACGUCUUUGUCACAACAGCGGAUCCACAGCUAGAGCCACCGAUCAUCACAGUGAACACAGUCCUCUCUUUAAUGGCGGUAGACUAUCCAGCUCAUAAGCUAGCGUGCUAUGUCUCUGACGACGGCUGCUCGCCAUUGAUCUUCUACUCUCUAAUGGAAGCUGCCAAGUUCGCAAAGCUCUGGGUUCCGUUUUGUAAGAAGUACAAUAUUCAAUUGCGAGCCCCAUUCCGGUACUUCGCUGGUGACGUGACGACGUUGUCUGGUGAAGACUGCUCCUGGGAAUUCCAACAAGCACGGGACACAAUGAAGGAUGAGUACGAGAAGCUGAGCAGGAAGAUAGAAGACGCGUCCCAAGGCUCAGUCCCAUUUGAUCUUACUGGGGAGUUUGCGGCUUUCUCUAACACAGAACGUAGUAAUCAUCCCAGUAUUAUUAAGAUCAUACUGGAAAAUAAGGAAGGUCAUCCAGAUGCAUUGCCGCAUCUGAUCUAUAUAUCAAGAGAAAAGCGGCCAAAGCAACCACAUCAUUACAAUGCAGGAGCCAUGAAUGUCUUGACCAGAGUUUCAGGACUCAUGACGAAUGCACCAUUCACUAAUGUCGACUGCGACAUGCAUGCCAACAAUCCACAAAUUGUUCUUCAUGCUUUAUGUCUUCUUCUCGGUACAAAACGUGAGAGAGACUGCGCAUAUGUUCAAUGUCCACAGAUCUUCUAUGAUGGACUAAAGGAUGACCCGUUUGGAAAUCAAAUGGUGGUCUUAUUCGAAUAUAUGGGACGAGGAAUAGUGGGAAUUCAAGGACCUUUCUAUUCAGGAACGGGAUGCUUUCAUCGUCGAAAAGUGAUCUAUGGAUCAUGGCCAGAUGACAUGAAGACUGAAAAUAGCGGUCUUACCUCAAACGGAGAAUUAACCAAGGAAAACCUGCUAAACGAAUUUGGAAGUUCAAAACAGUUCAUAAAUUCUGCUGCUCAAGCUCUACAGGGCAAUUCAAAUCAUCUCGAAGAUCUUUCGAGCUCUCUUGAAACAGUCCAUUAAGUUGCUAGUUGCACCUAUGAAUAUGAUACUGAUUGGGGUCAAAAGAUCGGCUGGAUGUACGGAUCGACGACAGAAGAUAUCCUUACGGGACUGGCAAUCCAAACCAAGGGUUGGAAAUCAGUCUAUUGUUCACCAAAUCCACCUGCUUUUCUAGGUUGCGCACCAUCUGGUGGGCCUGCCUCAAUGACCCAGCAAAAGAGAUGGGCCACAGGCCUACUCGAAGUUCUAGUAAGCAAAAAGAAUCCAAUAUAUGGCACCCUAUUCGUGCAGCUCCAUUUCAGGCAAUGUUUGGCGUACCUUUGGCUCCUAAUUCGAGCACUUAGAUCGAUACCUGAGUUCUUAUAUGCUCUCAUACCAGCUUAUUGUAUCAUGACCAACUCCCACUUCUUGCCUAAGGGACAAGAACCAGCUUCCGUAAUUCCAGCUGCUAUUUUCGUCAUCUACAACUUAUACUGUUUGCAUGAGUACUUCAUGACUAACUUGUCAAUACUUGAAUGGUGGAAUAACCACAGAAUGCAACAGAUAACAUCUACAUGUGCCUGGUCAUUUGGAUUCUUAAGUGUUGUACUCAAGCUCUUGGGGCUAUCAGAGACAGUAUUUGAAGUAACCAAGAAGGAACAAUCUGCAUCUAGUGAUAGUAGUAGUGCUGAACUUGGGAGGUUCACCUUUGAUGGGUCCCCAGUUUUUGUACCGGGCACUACUCUCCUGUUGGUGCACUUGACCGCAGUACUUACAAUGUUGCUAGGGUUGCGCCCACAAGCAUCCAAUGACAAUGGCUCUGGCUUAGGAGAGGUGGUCUGUACUGUAUGGCAGGUGUUGUGUUUCUGGCCAUUUUUUAGGGGGCUAUUUGGGAAAGGAAAAUAUGGGAUUCCUUCCACUACUAUAAUGAAGGGAGCCAUCCUAGCAAGUGUUGUAGUUUACUUAUGUAGAAUUACAUCCACAAGUUGAUAAGGGCUGCAAUUGUUGAAUUUUGUAUUUGCAAAAUUAAAAGCAUGAUUGUAAAAUUAAUCGUGCCCUUUGCUUCCGAUUGAAGAAGAGAUAUUCUCAUUGCUUUUAUGGAAACUCUUACGGAA
This is a messenger RNA of Eucalyptus grandis, 2437 nucleotides long. Its product is annotated as cellulose synthase-like protein H1. The record is from RefSeq and is a predicted model, not a curated record. Gene Ontology annotation, biological process: plant-type primary cell wall biogenesis; cellulose biosynthetic process. Gene Ontology annotation, cellular component: plasma membrane; trans-Golgi network. Gene Ontology annotation, molecular function: mannan synthase activity; cellulose synthase (UDP-forming) activity. Lineage: Eukaryota; Viridiplantae; Streptophyta; Magnoliopsida; Myrtales; Myrtaceae.